AUGCACAACCCGGCGCUGAAGAUCAAGAUACCGCCAGCUUCGCUCAAUCGAACGGAGACGACUCGGAGUGCGUCGGAGGCACGAAAGUCCGACACCGUCGAGCGUCGAUCGCCCCCCGAAUUUACGCCCUUGCCCAGAAGGAAACGCCCAAGGCUCAACAGUGCCAGCAGUGACACGCCUUCUCCCCGCCCAGAUGCACCGUCUGCCGAGCAGGUCACUGAGCCUCCAAACGGGGAGCCUCCAGUGUCCGGCGGGGAACUGCUGUGUUUGCCUCCGAGUCCGCCUCCUGAGAUCAACGAGCAGACGCCCGCUGCAGAACGGUCACACUCUCCGUCUCUGUACACGGGCGAGACGGACGUCGACGUCGACGUGAUACAACUCGAGAAACUCGAACUGCAGUAUCCCGACGACGAGGACGACAACAGCGUUAUGCUGGAUGCCCAGGACCUCGGCAUCCAAAUUGUAGACGGUGCCCCUGCCGCCGUCGACCUCGAGGUGUUCAAAGAUCACGAGCCUGAGGGGCGACUAGCGGGUGCGAAUACGCCCCCUGGGCUCAGGCUGAUCAGUCCACCUCCAAGUCCCACCACAGAUGACGGGCCACUGGCAGCUCCCUCACACGUUGGCACUCCAGCCGGCGAUGGUUUGCCAGGCCCCUCAGGCUCCGAGUCGAACAACAGCCCGCCCCGCGAGCCUCUGCCGCCCGACCACCCCGUCGUGCGCUUCCUCGAGGGCAUCUGGGCGGGACGGUCGCCCCCGGCGCACUUCGCCCAUACGUUUGUCGAUCUGGGCUACGACACAGACGAGCAGCUCGACUUCCUCGCCCGUGCGCAGCCCGAGCUGGGCGACUGGGACGGCCUGAAGGAGGAUUUGCGUACUGAGAAGAAAUAUGAUGUGUGGUGGUUGCACGUGAAGGUCGGCUUGCGCGAGCGAGCGAGGAGGUCCCAGUCGCUGUGCUGCUUUGUCGUUGUCCCUCAUGUCGGAAAUACCUCAUUGUCCUCCUAUGUGUACCAGCAGUCGAUUGUAGAACAGACCAUUGCCACGUAUGCACUCGUAAUGUCCAACUUCACCACCCUCGACCCCUCCCCUCACACGCUCUCCGUCGGCCCCCCCGAGCAGGACGUCAAGCCGCAGAUUGACGCUCUCGCCAGUGCCGAGGCGCAGCCGGAGAACGACAGCCCCAGCGCUGGCAAGGACGCCUCACCGAAUGCCAUUCACCGCUGCCGGAGGUGUGGCGAAAAUGUAAAGUCCGUCCAGUUCCACCAGAGGACGGUUCACCAGAAGCGAUGCGUGGUUGUCUUCCCGGAUGGUACCAAGGAGACCCUCGUGAGGCCCGCGGACGGCGAGCGGUUCACUUGCACUAAAUGUUCGUAUGGGCACAGGGACCCUCAGUAUCUCCAGAUUCAUGCCAGGCAAAAAUGCAGCGCGCAGCCUCCUGAGGGUGGUCUCAAACCUGAAACCCCUCGCCGCAAGCGCAGAAAGACCCUGCACGUCUCUGGGAGUACAGAUACAGGCGACGAGUCGAGGAACACCGAUGAGCUGACGUCGACGAAAGAAGAAGGUCAGUCGCGAGCGGUGUCUCAGGCUGCAGUGGAGGGUCCGAGCCGCCCUCAGUUGGAGAUGCCAAGCAUUGAGACGAUCGACCGCCCUCGUUCCCCGUCUGCGUCGCCGUCCCUAUCCGAGCUGCAGCUCGAGUGGGCCGAAGAUUUCGAGCCCUCGACCUCGGCCCACAGUGCAUCCGCCGCGUCCACCGCCGCAAAGCCACACCGCGACGCAGACGAGUCUAUGGACCUCGACUGGCCUUCACCGCCCCCGCAGUCGCACAAAGCACCUUCUGCCUCUGCAUCCCCGGCAGCCCAGACCCAACCGCCUUCUCCUGCUCCAGCGGGCAUCGUCCCGCCACACAGCGCACAAACCACUACCCUAGUUAGGAGCACGACAUCCCACGCGUCGCCGUCAGACACCGACCAAACAUCUAGCUCAAGCUCGCCCGCAUGCCUGACAGUCGAAACCGCGAACCACCACUCGCACCGCGUGGCCCAGCAGCCCACGCCGACGUCAAGCAUCCCCCCAAGCCCUCUCCUGCCCCAGAGCACGGAGGACAUCACGGGGCGUUUCGCCCUCGUGCCCGCCUUCCCCUCGCACUCCCAGUGCACCGUCGCCGCGGCUCCCCAGCACCCAGCCCCCGCCCAGCCGCGCGCUGCCGAAGACGCAUGCACGCUCUCCGCCUCAGGCUCGAAUCCGCGGCCUCUAUCUCUGUCUCAGCGCCCGCCGCCCGCCGUCGACGCCUUCCUCCGGAGUGUUUCCCGCACCGCGCAGCCCCCGGCGCAUGUCGCGCAGGCGUUCCUCGCGCUCGGGUACGACACGGACGAGCUGCUCGACAUGCUCGCCCGCGGGCGCCCCGGCGAAGGCGACUGGGACCUCCUCGAGAAGGAGAUUGUGACGGAGAAGCAGUGGCAUGCGUGGUGGAUGCUGGUGAAGGACGGGUUGCGCGCGCGGGGGGCGAGGUUGAGUCACUGA
Molecule: messenger RNA, 2517 nt
Organism: Rhodofomes roseus
Lineage: Eukaryota; Fungi; Basidiomycota; Agaricomycetes; Polyporales; Fomitopsidaceae
Exons: 9
Coding region: 1-2517 (838 amino acids)
Source: RefSeq, a predicted model, not a curated record